This is a messenger RNA of Pelodiscus sinensis (Chinese soft-shelled turtle), 5693 nucleotides long. The record is from RefSeq and is a predicted model, not a curated record. NCBI's taxonomy places the organism in Eukaryota, Metazoa, Chordata, Testudines, Trionychidae.
CUGAAAUGCAUUAAAAAUUGGAGACAAUUUAAAAAAAAUCCGCAAAUCACCAUCAUCUCCCGUAGCCUGCGUGUGCAGUAAAAAGUAAUCAUGCAAAUUCCAAAGCUGUGCUUAUGUGUGGCUUAUUUGGAUAAAGAGGACUAGAACGUAUAUAUUCUAGGAUCCCAUUAAAAAUGUGUCUGCGAAAGGAUUUAGCUCUUCAGAGAUGAUCCAUGAAAAAGGGAGUGCAAAGCUGGUUUGGGGAACAGCUGAGUGGAAAACCCUAUGCAAAUGAUUUGUGUUCUGUUUCCCCAGUCCCCGGAAGAUACAGUGCUCACCAGAUUGGCUGCCCUUCAGGCACAAGCAUCCUUGGGAUUAUGUCAUGGAGGAAGAACAUGCAGAUAUUUUUUCCCCAUAAUCUCUGAGCCUUCAGGCAAAGAAUUCUCUUAAUGCCCCAGCUGGAGCGCUGAACGACACCCUUUUUCCAGAAGUAGAGUGGUUUUUCGUGCGCAGAGUGGGAGAACUGUGUGCCGCUGGAUUUGGUUGCUUGAAUCGUGCGGCCUGGCUGUUGCGUUACCUACUGUGGAUCCCUGACCAGGCCACGGGGUGGGCGGGGAAAUGGUCACGUCCCAGUUUUUGGAGUGUUUUGGGGGAAGUCAGCCACGGCAGGAGAGGCGGCGGCGGCAGCAGCAGUCCCCGCAGAGACCCAAUUACAAUAGGAGACCUUGCCACAAGUGGUGUCAGCACCUGACGAGACCCCUGGAACCCAUCAGAUGUUACCCAGAAGCCCAGCCCCGCGUAUAUCACUUCCCUCGGAUCAAUGGGCACCCCAAGCAGGACAGGCACCGCGAGCACCCGCCUGGAUACGACAGCUCUUCCACCAUCAUGAGCAGCGAGCUGGAGUCCAGCAGCUUCAUUGACUCCGACGAUGACGACCACACAAGCAGGUUGAGUAGCUCCACGGAGCAAAGCACUUCGUCCCGGCUCAUCCGGAAGCACAAGCGCCGAAGGAGAAAACAAAGGAUGCGACAGAUCGACAGGUCAUCCUCAUUCAGCAGCAUCACAGAUUCCACCAUGUCCUUGAAUAUCAUCACCGUCACGCUCAACAUGGAGAAGUAUAAUUUCCUGGGGAUCAGCAUCGUCGGCCAGAGCAACGACCGAGGAGAUGGUGGCAUUUACAUUGGCUCUAUCAUGAAAGGAGGCGCCGUGGCGGCAGAUGGCCGAAUUGAACCAGGAGACAUGCUUCUACAGGUGAACGAGGUCAAUUUUGAGAAUAUGAGCAAUGACGAUGCAGUACGGGUUUUACGGGAAAUCGUCUCCAAGCCUGGACCCAUCAGCCUAACGGUGGCCAAGUGCUGGGAUCCCACGCCUAGAAGUUAUUUCACUAUUCCCAGGGCUGAACCAGUGAGGCCAAUAGAUCCGGCAGCCUGGAUCUCUCAUACCACAGCCAUGACGGGAGCGUACCCCCGUUACGGUAUGAGCCCCUCCAUGAGCACCAUCACAUCUACCAGCUCCUCACUAACAAGCUCAAUUCCCGAUUCGGAAAAAUUAGAAGAAUCUCCCUUAACUGUGAAGAGUGACAUGGCGACUAUUGUCAAGGUGAUGCAGUUACCCGACUCAGGCCUGGAAAUCCGGGACAGAAUGUGGUUAAAGAUCACCAUCUCCAAUGCAGUGAUAGGGGCAGAUGUGGUCGACUGGCUGUACACGCACGUGGAGGGCUUCAAAGACAGACGAGAGGCUAGAAAAUAUGCCAGCAGCAUGUUAAAACACGGCUACCUCAGGCACACUGUGAACAAAAUCACCUUCUCGGAGCAGUGCUAUUACGUCUUCGGGGACCUCUGCCGCAAUAUGGCUGCCUUGAACCUUAACAACGGUUCUAGCGGCGCCUCGGAUCAGGACACUCUCGCUCCCCUCCCGCAUCCUGCUGCGCCAUGGCCGUUAGGUCAGGGGUAUCCCUACCAGUACCCGCUCCCUCCGCCGUGCUUCCCGCCAGCAUAUCAGGACCCGGGCUUCAGCUACGGGAGUGGCAGCGCAGGUAGCCAGCAAAGUGAAGGAAGCAAGAGCAGCGGCUCUAACCGGAGCAACAGUGAGAACAGCCGGAGGGCUCUCGGCAGGGAGAAGGAACGCAAGUCAACUGGAAGCGGCAGCGAGUCCGACCACACCGCCCGCAGCGGGGGCGGGGCCAGUGUCGUGCGCCGCGAACGGCCCACCAGCCAGCUCAGCCACCGGAGUCACGUCUCUGCCACCCACAGCGAGAGAAGCCACCACAGCCCCCAUUCGCACGGGCCUCCGGGGGUCCCGCCCCUCUACAACCUGCCAAAGCUAGGCUCCAAAGUCUACGGGACGAGCGGACCUCCCGGUGGACCGCCUGUGAGAGAACUGAGCUCCAUUCCUCCAGAGCUGACAGGGAGCCGGCAGUCCUUCCAGAAGGCGAUGGGCAACCCUUGCGAAUUCUUUGUUGACAUCAUGUGAGAGGAAGUGCCUUCAGACUCUGUUUGGGGGGAGGGGCUUGUUUUCAUUGAUGCUGGGGUUCGGGUUAUUUGCGGGCGGGGUUCAUUGCUGAACACUUUAAGAAAGCUUUGGCUGUAUUGCAUGUAACACCUUCCUGAAUCUCAGUCGUGUGUUGCAAAAAUCAAAACAAAAAUCACCUGGGAUAGUUAAAUUUCAGCAAAUCAAUGGAAUCUUUUCUUUCCUCUUUUUUCUCCCCUUGUUUUUUAAAUGUGAUUGACUGGUGUGUAUUCACAGCCUAACGAGCUUCGGUAGCUGUGGCACCUACUUUCAGUGCAAUUUGUGUGUCUUCUUGGCUGAUUUGAGACAAUUAUUUCAUAUGACUUAUUAUUAGCACCUUUUAUUUCUCUCCCUCUGUCUUACCAGAAACACUGGCUCCUAUGGUUGAUUUCCCGAAUACGUGUAAAGUAUAUAGCAAAAAACCAACACCGACGGCCAUGACGCCUGGAAAUAAGCAAAAGGGGCGGGCACAGAGCGAAAUUUCCAGCAGUAGGCACAAAUCUGAAUGGAUCUAGAGCCGCACCUUCCUCUGCUGAGGGAAGAAUAGAAUUGUCUUUCAUUUUGGCAUCAUCCUAUGGCAGGUGUGGCCCCCCUGAUGUUCAUUUUUGUGUGGUCAUAACAUGCACCUUAAUUGCUGUUGUAAAGGUUGUUCUUGCAGCAUUGGGACGUUGCUGCUAUCUGGUUAUGCAAGGCACAAAUGCUGCUUUUCCCCAUGAAGGUGGGGAUAUUCCAUCCUAUUUCCUUCCCACGUCAGUGGCUUUGCUGGUAACUGUGGCGACUCCUUCUCCUCUUGGUUGCUGAGUAAGGUCUUCCUCCCAGCUUCACCUCUGCAGUGAGUCGGGCUCCUGGGGCUGGCCUUUUGCAGCAGCAGAGUCACCAAAUGGACAUGUUCUAAAGCAGGGGUGGGCAAUCAUUUUUGAAGGGGGAGGGGCCCUUGGGCGGAAGGGGUGGGGCCUCAGGAGGAAGGGGCGGAGCCCUUAAAUAGCAGGAAUUGAAAGGGCUUGCACCUCCCUCUGUGGCUCCCAAGCAACACGUUAGCGGGGGGCGAGAGCUGCGAGCCCUUUCAACUCCUAUUAUUUACAGGGCUCGCGCCUAAGCAGUCCCAGGGAAGGCAUGAGCCCUUGGAACAGAAGCAGUUGAAAGGGCCCGCGCAUCCCCGGCUCCCAGGCAAUGUGUGGGGGCGGGGCCAGGAGCUGCUACGCAGACCAGAUAAGAGCUGAGCGAGUUGGAUCAGGCCGGCUGACAGGCUCUUGCCCAGCCCUGUUCUAACGGCAGAGGGGGCUAGGGGCUAGUAAAGGUGGAAAGGAUUUCAGCCCUUCAGUUAAAAUCCACUUUCAUUAGCCAGCCCUUCCUGAUGGAUCUGAGGAUAGGGACUUAAAUCACACUUCAGAGUAUAUAAUUUUUUUCCCCCGGUAUGAUGGACCACACCUCCUGCUAGGUCUCUUGCAUUGAUGACUUCCGUGCCUAGCAGGCAUGCAGAAGACCAGGUGGAUAGCUGCUGUGAUCCUUGUAGUCCUGCAGCAGCGCUGACUUCUCGGCAGUCUGUUUAUCGUAGGCUGUGGCCACAGGCGGCUGCCACGGCUUUUUCUUUCACUUUCCUUAGCGGAAUUAGAAAAAGGCGAAUGGUGAAACUGGCAAAAGUCACCAAAUGGCUUUGGAUCAUAGGGCCCCUUUUCAAAAGCGACUCAGGUGCAGAGCAGCCAGUGGGCCUUAGGGCACGUCUAAAUGAACCGUUUGUGCCCAGCAAAGGGGUAUCAAGCUGCAGCACGUCACAUGCCAACUGUGCAUGUGGAUUCUGCUGUUGCACCACUGCGGGUUCCCUAGGGUGCAGUGGCUUACAGCUGUUUGAAACAGCCAUUCAGUUCAUGCUAGACAGCGCUUAGUGCACAGUGGCAGGUCCACAUGUGUAGCUAGGGCCUAUCGACGCAAGGAAACUCUUUUGCAAUAACUUAACUCGAUUUAAUAACUCCCAAAAUAAAAUUGAAAUAGCGUGUCCCCACUAUGGGGAAGUCUCCAUGGAGGCUCCAUUAAUGUGGAUGUGCUACCUCAGCUUAGAGCCCCAGGAAGCACUGUGGAGUAAUUAGUUCAGUGACUCUGGGGAGUCGCUAUUUCGAAAUAGCGACACUGGAGUGUCCACGCUACUGCUAUUUUGAAAUAACUGUUUCAGAAUUACCGUUAUUCCCUGAGAAAAUCAGGAGUGCAGAGUAUGAAAUAACGGGGUUGGUGGUGUGCACGCUCCUCUUAUAAAUUCCACCAGUGGUGCAUCUACUGCAGGGCUUAACUCAAAAUAAGCGAUGUAAAUUGAGCUACGUCAGUUGCGUAGCUUAUUUUGAAAUUGGGAGUGUCUACCCAGCACGUAUUUCUAAACAGAGCACUCUUCCUCCGACUUCCCUUACUCCUUGUACAAUGAGGGUUACAGGAGUCGGGGUAAGAAAUCCUCCAGCUUGACGCUAUUCGAAAUAACUGCCUGCUGUGUAGACACGGACCAAGUUGUUUCGGAAUAGCACUAGUUAUUUCAAAAUAGUGUUGCAGUGUAGACGUAUCCAAUGGGGGGUUAUUUCAAAAUAACUAGCUAGUGUAGAACAGGGUUUAGUUUGCAAUAGAUUUACACUCAAGACUGACACCUUCCAGUUCCUCAUUUAAGCCCCUCAAUGCCCGUUCCCUUUUGCCUAAAUCACCCAUUUAUAGCCAUCACCCAGUGGUGUUUCUGGAAGCAUCACUCCCAUUGUUACUCGUCUGGAAUCUGAGCCUAUACUGGCUAAGGGGCAAAGUUGCCAGUGACCAAUAGACAAUGACAUGAUCCUUUUAGAUGUUCAGCUGCAGUCUUAAUCAUUUUGUAUCUAGGCCUGGCACAGACACUAAUCACAUGCUAAUUCCAUUUUUAAAAAUCAAACUGGACAGCAAUCAAGAAAUCAGACUAAAUAUCCCUUCCUUUUGCUGCAUCUCAAGGAGGCACUGUUUAAAAAAAAGUUUAUGACUUGACUGACAAUCUCUGAUGGUUCUGCUUUUAAACCAGCUUGUUACAUUUCUCCUCACUUACGUAUUUCUUUUUUUGAAUCACAUUUUCUCUUAAAGCAAAAGUUACGGGAUCAGGGGGAAAGACUAUACAGGUUGAAUCUCUCUAGUCCGACAUGAUUUUAGUUACCUGGAUGUCUACUUAUUAUGGGUGUGUCCAAGUUUCCCGCGGUCCCAUAAAGUUUGUUUAC